CGAUGUAUUUAUAUAAAGUGCAGCCUCCCUCUCUUAGCUAGCUAGAACAGCUAAGUGUUCCAGCUAGCCAAGAAGUGGGAAAUCGCGGGCAGUAGCGCGUGCCUAUCGGAUCUAACUGGCGAAAAGGAGGCCCCUGCUUUAUUCGAGGACGCUUGGAAGAGACUGACGAGCUCUCUACAAUAGGUAUUUAGCUAGCUACUUGGAACAGUAACAAGAGGCUGCCUCUCUGUGCCUCUGUUUAACCAGAAGAAAAGGAGCAGGCUGCCUUUGACAUCCAAUCCCUCAGAGAAGAAAUUAUGCUCCGGCAAUGAAUACAUGCCUACACACAGCUCUGCUUCAUCCAUCAUCAACACAUCAGGUAACACAGGCUAUUACCAAGAUCAAGCCCCAAGGUGUCCUGCACCUGCUGCUCAGGACAAUCAGUGGAGCAGACAAGGCAACCAGCAGCAGUCUCAGCCACAGUCACAGUGUCCUAACAGUCAACCUGUGCUGGUACCUGUGGGGAGAAGCUUUGCACCUCCACACCCAUACAACGCUGGGAAUACAGGUCUGCAGAUGGGACAGCCACCAGUGAGGCAGGACUCAAGAGCCUCUACAAACCCCAGACAGAGCAACUACAAUGCUCCUUGCAGCAGUGGGAACACACAGAGCAAACCGGUACCCCCAAGCAGCUACUCUCAGAUGGGUCAGCAGCAGUCAGGUUACAGACAGAGACAGGACAACCCACCAGAGCCUCCUCUUUACUCCCAGCAGUCUAAACCCAUUCCCCCUCCAAGCAGACCAAGUCAUAGUCCUGGAUCACAGAAGCAAAACACAUCCUGGAAGUUUAUAACCACCACCAACACUGGGCCACAGAAACAACUGAUGGAAGACAGUAUAGACACAUAUCAAACUCAAAAUACCUCUCAGUCUCAGGUACAACAUGUCAAACCAGCAACUGAGAACUCUCUGAGGAUCCUGACUGCUGUCAUUGAUGGCAUUAGACACUGGAGCCUUUUCAAGGACAGAGCCCCGUACCUAUUUGAGAUUUUCGCCACUCUUGACUCUGCAGUCACCGCCGGGUCUCAUGGAGCUAAGAACUUCCUCAUGAGAGAUGGGAAAGAGGUGGUGCAGUGUGUCUUCUAUGAAAAUGGUGGAUACCCAUUAUGUUACCUUUACCAUGUUGUGCUGGAUGUAUACCCUUUAUGUCCCCACGAGGAGCUGGAGCUGCCCAGGCUGAUCCGAGGCCAGGUGCACCGCUGUGUGGGGAACUACGACCGCACCAGGGACACCCUCACCUGUGUGUCUGUCAGGGCCGCUCUGCCCUCAGAGCAGAGGAACGCACAGGAGUCUAUCAAAGCCUCGGACGCUGAGAUGAGGGACCUGGUGAAAUCACUCAGUGAAGUCUGAUCAGCAGCACAGAAACACAUAAGGGAGCUUCCAGCAACAGUUCAAAGGCAAAACAAUUGUCUUUGUCAAUGGGUUCUUGAGUAUCACUAUAUGGCAAGUGCUCUCCUCUAUUAGAAACUGAAUGAUCCUACUGUAUAUAGAGUCCUACUGUAUGUAGAUCCUUGACAUGUCUGAAGAUUCUCCAGGGAUGAGUAGUACGUGAUACCCCUAUUUAUUUUUGAAAGAAUAUUCUGAACUGGGCAGUUCAAGUGUAUACAGUUUCAUCUGCUUGCCUGUAAAGGGCGCCAUCUGUUUGUGACAAGCAACAUAUUAAGAUUGUAUGUUUAUGAAUUUCCCAAAGUUAAAUAUGUACAUCAGAUUACAGGUAAGAUAUUUAAUAUUCUUCUUGUGUAUAUAAUACUUAACACAUAAAAAAUGUAAUGUGUGCAAUUCUGUUUUUGGACACAAAAUA
This is a messenger RNA of Salvelinus namaycush (lake trout), 1840 nucleotides long. Its product is annotated as spermatogenesis-associated protein 22-like. NCBI's taxonomy places the organism in Eukaryota, Metazoa, Chordata, Actinopteri, Salmoniformes, Salmonidae. The coding region runs from base 316 to 1389 and encodes 357 amino acids. The transcript is spliced from 7 exons. Gene Ontology annotation, biological process: meiotic DNA repair synthesis; regulation of meiotic cell cycle; homologous chromosome pairing at meiosis. The record is from RefSeq and is a predicted model, not a curated record.